CGGGGUUUUGCUGGACAGGAAGCAAGGGAUUUUUUUUUUUCUAAUACUCCUUUCUUCGCGUACUGCUUGGUGCACUUGUCUGCCUCUUUUCCUCUCUCUCUCUUUUUGGAAGCAGCACCACUAUCACCACUUUUAGGUCCUGCUAGGAUAUGACCGUUUGAAGAAAACUUAAACUAAUGAAUAGAACACAAAACAACACCGAAAACACCAACGCAAAGUCGACUCCACAAGCAGUGUUUAACUACGCACAAGCUGCGAAGAGAAGCUCGCAGACACAGGAAACGCCAUCCAAUCAUAGAACUACUACCGCAUCAUCAUCCAACACAACGGCUACCUCAGGUCCAGAUUCACCCGCUGAUAAAUCCAAUCUCAAUGGCAACCAACGGAUAAAUGGAUCACAGACUUCACCAUCACCCUCUGGAGAAAAGGCCACGCCUCCCUCGUUUGCUGCGGCUUUAGGAAGCACUUUGCCAAAUGCAUCGAAUGCUAAGCCGUCAUCUACACCUUCGAAAACAUCUAGAAAUGCUCCCGUUCAGCUCCCUCGAGCACCGCCGGCCGAUGCUGGUAAAACUAUUCAGUUUGGUUCCAUCAAUCAGCCUGCGAAUGAGCCACCUUCGGCUUCCAAAGCAGCCGAUGUUCAAACUCCUCACAAGCCUACAGAAGUAGCCUUUGGUAGCUUACCUGCCGUCGACACAUCAUCGGGUUAUUCUCAACGACGCGGUUCCAACAACUCCAUGGGUGACUCGCAAAAUGCAUCUCAACCUCAUUAUCAAACCAAUCAUGGUGGCCGUCAUUACGGUGGUCAUCGCCAGCAUUACAACCAUCAGGGAAAACACAACCCUCAGAUGGGUCAUUCUCCCAACAUUCAAAAUGCGCAAUCGGGAUACAUUCCUCAUCAUCCCAAGAAACCCAUCUCGCCUCACAUGGCUACUGCCACUUCUCCAUCUUUGCCUCCCGCUCAGAACAUUUCUCCUCAUACAUGGACAGCACCCAUGUCAGGUCACGGUCAAUACUAUGUGCGCCAAGAUUAUGAAGGUCAUCCUCAGUAUUUCCCGGCCCAGUAUCCUCCUAUGCCAAUGUCACCUUAUGGCGGCAUGGGGGCACGUCCUGCACAAUCCUUUAUUCAACCUCCUAGAAGCAAGGCGUUGGCCAUUAUUGAUCCUGUGACGAAAGAAAAGAUCAAGACUGAUUCCAUCCUUUCCAGCCCCCUUUCCGGCACCAGCAGUAAAGAUUCCGGAAGAUCCGACGAUAAGAAGGACAAGAGUGCGAAACCCGUCUUAACUUUCUCCCCUCCUCGACCUGUGAAGAUCGUCGAUCCUGCCAUCAAGCAGAGUGAAGAACGUGAAAAGGCCGAACAGGAAGAAGCUGCUCGCAAACAAAAGGAGGAAGAGGAACGUAAACUGAAGGAAGAGGCUGAACGCAAGGAGCGUGAGGAGAAGGAACGCCUUGAAGCCGAAAAGAAGGCGCAAGAAGAAAAAGAGCGCAAGGAGCGUGAAGAGAAGGAGCGCGCCGAAGCUGAACGCAAGGCUCAGGAAGAAAAGGAACGUGAAGAGAAGGAACGUAAGGAAAAGGAAGAAAAGGAACGUCAAGAACGUGAAGAGCGUGAGCAGCGUCAACGUGAAGAAAACGAACGCAAGGAACGUGAACAGAAGGAGCACGAAGAAGCUCUCGCUCGCGAAGCUGAAGAAACCCGUGUUCGUGAAGCCGAAGAAAAGCAAAAGAAGGAACAGGAAGAUGAAAAGCGAAAGAAGGAAGAAGAACAACGUAUUGCUUCCAUCGCCGCCACUAAGGCCGGUCGUGCUCCUGGUCAUCUAGAUCUUUCGGCUAUUCCUCCUCACGUCAUGUCCGAAUCGCCUGCUCAAUCGCCUUCCACCCCUACUCGUUCUCCCAAGGUUCCUACCACUCCCAUGCGUACCAUUGAAGAUCCCAGCACCAUCCAAUACCCGCCCAAUGUCAAGGCUCCCCAGGGAGGUAAAUUGUCCGAAACGGGCAAGAUUCAGUACGAUCCGGCUUUCUUGCUCCAGUUCCAGCCUCUUUGCUUGGAGACCAACGAAGACUUGUCCGCGUUCCAGAACAUUGGUGAUGAACAAAACGACCGUGGUUCCCGCGGUGGUAUGCAACGACGACAAACCUCGGAACGUGGUGGUCGUGGUCCCCGUACACCUGGUUCCCCCAUGGAUGGUGGAAUGUUCCGCCACGGUUCGCGUGACGGACGUGCCGAAAUGGGUAAAUUCGCUGGUGGCCGUCCCAUUGGUCGCCAAGGUAGCGGUAGUCAUAACAUGCCUUCUCCCGGUGGUCCCGGUUCCCCUAUGCAACGUGAUGGAUCUCACGGUGGUCGCAGCCGUAGCGGUCGUGGUGGCAAGGGCCGUCAUCCUCCCAGAGAACAGCAAGGUGGACCUACCAUUCCCAUGGAUCAAGUCGUGCCUUUGGAGAAGAGUCAGAACCGAUGGAUGCCGGUGGCUUUGACAGGCCAAGCCCAGAAACCCGCCGACGACAGUGAUUUGAUACCCCAGGAUGUGAUCAUUCGUAAGGUCAAGUCCUUGCUGAACAAAUUGACGCUUGAAAAGUUCGACUCCAUUUCCGAUCAGAUUUUCUCGUAUGCCAAGCAGUCGGAAAAGGAAAACAAUGGCGAAUCCCUUCGUACCGUCAUUCGUUUGACUUUUGAAAAAGCUUGUGAUGAACCGCCUUUUGCCAGCAUGUGGGCUCAACUUUGUCGCAAGAUGUGUGACCUGAUGACCGAUGAUAUCCGCGAUGAGACCACUGUCAGCCAGGAUGGCGAAGUCGUCUCUGGUGUGUUCCUUUUCCGCAAAUACCUCCUCAAUCGUUGUCAGUCCGAAUUCGAACGCGGUUGGAAGACCAAUUUGCCCAAGUUGGAAGAAAGUGGCGGUGAAGUAAUGAUGACCGAUGAAUACUACGCUGCAGCCAAAGCCAAGCGUCAAGGUCUGGGUCUCGUCCAGUUCAUUGGUGAACUUUACAAGCGAAGCAUGCUUACCGACCGUAUCAUGUUGGAGUGCUUGAAGCGUCUGUGUAACAAUGCUUCCCAGGCCGAAGAUGAAGAAGUCGAAUCGCUGUGUAAAUUGCUCACCACCAUUGGUGCCGUCAUGGACAAGAGCCCCAAGCGACAGGGAUGGAUCGACGUCUUCUUCAAACGCAUGAAGGAAGAAAUGAUGACCAGCCCCAACUUGAGCUCCAGAGUCAAGUUCAUGAUUCAGGAUGUCUUUGAUCUCCGUAAGAGCAAGUGGGUCCCUCGUCGUGGUAACCAACCCGCUCCUACUACCAUUGCCCAGAUUCAUCAAGAGGCUGAAAAGGCCAAGAGUCAGCAAGAAAAGGAGUCGAUGAAGCGUACUUCCAGCAGCCGUGGUCCUCCUCCUCACAGCAUGUCACGACAGAGCUCUCAUCGUGGUGGUGGCGGCAGAGAUAUGCAACGUGAAAACUCGAGCAGCGGUGCACCUCAGACCGAUGGAUGGAGCACAGUGGGUGCUGGUAGCCCUACAGGUACUCCUCGAGGUCGUGUGAAUGAUUUAACCAAUUUCGGCAAGACCGACCGUAGCCGACCGCGCGGUAACGUGUUGGGUCCCUCCAACAGUCCGUUUGCCAGCUUGAACCGCACUCUCACCAAUAAAGGCAAUGAAAAGAUCGGACCCGCUGGCGAUGGCAGAUCUAGCCCAGCUCCUCAAACCACCAAUAUCUUUGAUAUGUUGGGUGGUGAGGGCCAUGAAGAAGAGAAGCCUGUGGAAAGAAAGAAAUUGCAACUGUUGCCUCGUGGUGCUUCGAUGCCAUCCGAGGAAUCCGAUGAUACCUCUAGCCCAGCUGGUGCGGCCGCUUCCAGUGAAGACAAGCCCAAGUUGAGCGAAGAUGCUGUCAAGCGCAAGGCUAAGAAUACAUUGGAAGAAUACUACAAUAUCCGUGAUAAGAAGGAAUUGUACGAAUGCGUCAAGGAAUUCGAUGAAUUGGAUCAUCGUGUUAUUCUUGUCACUCAGAUGCUUUCUGUGGUGGAAAAGAAGGAAAACGAUGUCAACAUGGUGUGUGAGAUGAUUGGCGACCUGUACAAAGAAAACCUGAUCGAAAAGGAAGCUUUCAUCAAGGCACUGCAACCAUUCAUGGAAGGAUACGAAGAUUUGACCAUCGACGUUCCUCAAGCAGGCAAAUAUGUGGCCAAGAUUCUUGUCGCUGCCAAGGUUGAACCUUCCGAGGUGAUGCCCGAAGAAGAAGAGGAUGACUCUGGUUACGUGCCGCCUAGCAAACAAUUAAAAGCAGAAUAUGAAAAGGUUUUGAAUGCAAGCAAGGACGCGAGCGCCUAAAGAAGAAAAAAAAAUAAGAAAAAAGUAGUAAACCAUACAAUCCCUAAAAUUUGUGUUUUCUUUCGUUUUUGUACCAUUAUUAGGUUUUUCCGGUGACCUUUUUCUAUUCACCCCACCUGGAUUUAAAGGACUAAAUAUGUAAAUGUUAUCAAUAUUUCAGGAUCACUGGAGAGAUGACCUUUUGUAAAGAAGAGAAAAAAAAAUUAAUAGAUGCUCCAUUCUUGUAACAUUUGCAUUCACCAUCAAAAAUUAACAAGAGAGGCCACCAUUUAUUGAAACGAAAGCAUAUUACUGUAGCGUCUUCUCCCAGUUUGAUUGCAAUGCCUCAUACAGUUUCAAC
This is a messenger RNA of Radiomyces spectabilis, 4641 nucleotides long. RefSeq lists its product as uncharacterized. Bases 177 to 4301 code for a protein of 1374 amino acids. Gene Ontology annotation, molecular function: protein binding; mRNA binding; translation initiation factor activity. The transcript has 11 exons. NCBI's taxonomy places the organism in Eukaryota, Fungi, Mucoromycota, Mucoromycetes, Mucorales, Radiomycetaceae. The record is from RefSeq and is a predicted model, not a curated record. Gene Ontology annotation, cellular component: eukaryotic translation initiation factor 4F complex.